UGACGUCAUCACGCAGGGGGCGCUCCGCGGUGUCUCCGGUGAGGAAGUGGAGCAGAAUGAAAGUAAAUAAGUUCUCCCUCCGCUUGUGAAGUGUCGCCAGCGAGUCGAGCUCAGAGCGGAGUCGGACGAUGCAUCAUGGAGACGCGUCAGAGGACAAGGCCGAGGGCGAGCAGCACCGGCCGCUCAUGCUGGAAAGAGUGGAGGGUGGAACAUCUCCCGGCUGUUGGACUGCGGCGUCACGGCGGCUGAAGAAGCACUGCUCGUGCUCGCCACAGAAGGUCAAGGCCAAGAUCCUGGACUUCCUUCCCAUCCUAAAAUGGCUGCCACACUACCAGCUGAAAGACUGGAUCCUGGGCGACGUCAUGUCCGGACUCAUUGUGGGAGUCCUGUUGGUCCCCCAGUCCAUCGCCUACUCCUUGCUGGCUGGUCAGGACCCCAUCUAUGGGCUCUACACCUCCUUCUUCUCCUCCAUCAUCUACACGCUCCUCGGCACCUCCAGGCACAUCUCUGUGGGCAUUUUUGGGGUUCUGUGCCUGCUGGUGGGCCAGGUGGUGGACAGGGAGCUGGCGUUGGCAGGUUACCUUGCAGAGGACAUCAGCACCAACAACAGCGCCGCCCUCCUGGCGGCGCCUGGGAACGGCAGCGCCAUGUCGCAGUGUGACCGGAGCUGCUACGCCAUCGCCGUGGGGGCGACGGUCACGUUCACCGCGGGGAUUUACCAGGUGCUGAUGGCUGUUUUCCAGGUGGGCUUCAUCUCGGUCUACCUGUCCAACCCCCUCCUCAGCGGCUUCGCCACCGGAGCCUCCCUGACCAUCCUCACCUCCCAGGUCAAGUACCUCCUGGGCCUGAAGCUCCGCAGGCCCCAGGGCUGGUUCACGCUGAUCAAGACCUGGUUGGGUCUGCUGGCCAACGUGGGCCAGACCAACCUGUGCGACCUGCUGACCAGCCUGGUGUGUCUGCUGCUGCUGGUGCCCACCAAGGAGCUCAACUACCGCUUCAAGGCCAAGUUGAAGGCUCCAAUCCCCUUUGAGCUCUUUGUGGUCAUAAUCGCCACACUGGCGUCUCAUUUCGGCCGUUUCCACGUGGACUACGGCUCAGAGGUGGCCGGGGAGAUCCCCACGGGCUUCCUGCCGCCGCAGAUGCCGACGUGGUCCCUCAUCCCCAACGUGGCGGUGGACGCCUUCUCCAUGGCGCUGGUGGGCUUCGCCAUCACGGUGUCGCUGUCGGAGAUGUUCGCCAAGAAGCACGGCUACCAAGUGGACGCCAACCAGGAGUUGUACGCCAUCGGCUUCUGCAACGUCCUGCCGUCGUUCUUCAGCUGCUUCACCACCAGCGCCGCCCUGACCAAAACGCUGGUCAAGGAGUCGACGGGCUGCCAGACGCAGGUGUCCGGGCUGGUCAGCGCCGUGGUCCUGCUGCUGGUGCUGCUGGUCAUCGCGCCGCUCUUCUAUUCCCUCCAGAAGUGCGUGCUCGCCGUCAUCAUCGUGGUCAACCUCCGCGGCGCUCUGCGGAAGUUCGCCGAGGUGCCCGGCAUGUGGCGCGCCAACCGGGUGGACGCCUCCAUCUGGUUGAUCACCAUGGCGACCUCGGCGCUGGUCAACACGGAGCUGGGUCUCCUGGUGGGGGUACUGGUGUCCGCCUUCAGCGUGCUGGUGCGGACCCAGCGCGCGCAGGUGCUGGAGCUGGGCCGCGCCCCCGGCAGGGACCACUACGAGGUCCUGGCCUCGUACCAAGGCCUGCACACCCACCCGGGAGUGGCCGUGGUCAGAUACCCCGCCCCCGUUUACUACGCCAACCAGACUCUGUUCAGGAAGUCUUUGUACCGCCGCGUGGGGCUGGACCCCGUGGAGGAGAAGACUCGCCGCGUCAAGUUGGAGAAGAAGUCCAAAGACAAGGAAGGAGUCCAGGACGCUUUGCGCUCGGAAGACGGCGAAAGCGCCGCCAGUGUCACUUUGAGGCUGGACAAGAAAUCUCAGUGCGCUUUACGCGGAUUAGUGCUGGACUGCAGCGCCAUCUUGUUCCUCGACGGCGUCGGUGUCAACGCCCUGAAGGAAGUACGCCAGGAUUACGCCGAGCUCGGGGUCACGGUGGUCCUGGCUCAGUGCAACACCGCCGUCCUGGACGCUCUUCAGCGAGGGGGAUACAUCCCGGAGAGGGACGACGGGGUGGUUUUUUUCACCAUCGCAGACGCCGUCCAUCACGUGCAGCACGCCUCCACGCCAAAUGUGCAGCACACGUCCACGCCAAAUGUGCAGCACGCGUCCACGCCAAAUGUGCAGCACGCGUCCACGCCAAAUGGCGACGCCGGACACUGAGGUCGACUGAUGAUGUGUUUACAAAUGCAGAAGCAGUUACUGAAAGUGGCAAAUUAUUCACCAACUUUAUUCUUUUACAAUCACAAAUAAGUCCUGGUUCAAAGUCAAGAAUACUUUUUUUAAAUUCUACAUAUGCAGUAACUAUUUUUGCAAUACUUUUUAUACGCACCUUUUGUAUGGGAGAGUUUUCCAAAAACUGGAACGAUGUCAUUUCCGUGGAAAAUUUGCAGAAAUGCUGAAGAGCCAAAGUGGAAUAUAAAUGCUAACAGUCAAGUAACAAACAUGAGAAAAAAGAGGCUAGCAUGCUAGUGUUAGCAUGCUAGCUUCUUUUGCCAUUGUGCCGGGCCCAAAUGUACAUUGGUAAACCUCACACUCUGACAACCUUAAGAGCAGCGCAAGUUCCCGAGUUGCUAGCUCAGGCUUUUAGCUCGGUACCUAGCACGCUCCUCUUUCACGCCGGACGACCCAGGUUUAGUCCCGGGCGGAACAUAAAAGCAGGGUGCCGUGACCUGGACCAGAGUGAGGUUUUAGGGGGUGAGUUUAACGAAUGCCAAAUGUACGUUGGUAAACAUCACUCCCUUAAGAGCAGUGCAAGUUAUCGGGUUGCUAGCCCAGGCUUUUAGCUCAAUAGCUAGUGCGCUCAUUUCUGAUGCCGGACGAACAGAAAAGCAGGGACUGAACCGGGCGGGUUACAACGGUGCUGUGACCCGGACCAGAGUGAGGUUUUAGGGGGUGAGUGUAACGAAUGCCAGCCAGUGAGCCCGGCCCAAAUGUACGUUGGUAAACCUCACUUCCUGACAACCUUAAGAGCAGCGCAAGUUACAGAGUUGCUAGCUCAGGCUUUUAACUUGGUACCUAGGACGCUCCUCUUUCACGCCGGACGACCCAGGUUUAGUCCCGGGCGGAAUAUAAAAACAGGGUGCCGUCACCCAGACCAGAGUGAGGUUUUAGGGGGUGAGUUUAACGAAUGCCAGCCAGUGAGCCCGGCCCAAAUGUACGUUGGUAAACAUCACUCCCUUAAGAGCAGUGCAAGUUACCAGGUUGCUAGCCCAGGCUUUUAGCUCGGUAGGGGUUAGGGUUAGGGUUAGGGUUAGGGAUAGGGUUAGGGUUAGACGCACGAGCGUCUCCGAUGCCGGACGAACCAAGGUUUAGUCCUGAGCGGAAGAUAAAAACAAGGACUGAACCGGGUGGGUUACAAAGGUCCUGUGACCCGGACCAGAGUGAGGUUUUAGGGGGUGAGUUUAAUGGAUGCCAGCCAGUGUUUCAGGCCCAAAUGUACGUUGGUAAACCUCACUUCCUGACAACCUUAAGAGCAGUGCUUGUUACCGGGUUUCUAGCCCAGGCUUUUAGCUUAAUAGCUAGCGCGCUCAUUUCUGAUGCCGGACGAAGAUAAAAACAAGGACUGAACCGGGUGGGUUACAAAGGUCCUGUGACCCGGACCAGAGUGAGGUUUUAGGGGGUGAGUUUAACGGAUGCCAGCCAGUGUUCCAGGACCAAAUGUACGUUGGUAAACCUCACUUCCUGACAACCUUAAGAGCAGCACAAGUUACAGAGUUGCUAGCUCAGGCUUUUAACUUGGUACCUAGCACGCUCCUCUUUCACGCCGGACGAUCCAGGUUUAGUCCCGGGCGGAAUAUAAAAACAGGGUGCCGUGACCCAGACCAGAGUGAGGUUUUAGGGGGUGAGUUUAACGAAUGCCAGCCAGUGAGCCCGGCCCAAAUGUACGUUGGUAAACAUCACUCCCUUAAGAGCAGUGCAAGUUACCAGGUUGCUAGCCCAGGCUUUUAGCUCGGUAGCUAGCACGCUCGUCUCCGAUGCCGGACGAACCAAGGUUUAGUCCUGAGCGGAAGAUAAAAACAAGGACUGAACCGGGCGGGUUACAACGGUGCCGUGACCCGGACCAGAGUGAGGUUUUAGGGGGUGAGUUUAACGGAUGCCAGCCAGUGUUCCAGGCCCAAAUGUACGUUGGUAAACCUCACACUCUGACAUCCUUAAGAGCAGUGCAAGUUACCGGGUUUCUAGCCCAGGCUUUUAGCUUAAUAGCUAGCACGCUCAUUUCUGAUGCCGGACGAAGAUAAAAACAAGGACUGAACCGGAUGGGUUACAAAGGUCCUGUGACCCGGACCAGAGUUAGGUUUUAGGGGGUGAGUUUAACGGAUGCCAGCCAGUGUUCCAGGCCCAAAUGUACGUUGGUAAACCUCACACUCUGACAUCCUUAAGAGCAGUGCAAGUUACCGGGUUUCUAGCCCAGGCUUUUAGCUUAAUAGCUAGCACGCUCAUUUCUGAUGCCGGACGAACAGAAAAGCAGGGACUGAACCGGGUGGGUUACAACGGUGCCGUGACCCGGAUCAGAGUGAGGUUUUAGGGGGUGAGUGUAACGAAUGCCAGCCAGUGAGCCCAGCCCAAAUGUACGUUGGUAAACCUCACUUCCUGACAACCUUAAGAGCAGUGCUUGUUACCGGGUUGACACCCCAGGCUUUUUGCUUAGUAGCUAGCACGCUCUUUCACGCCGGACGACCCAGGUUUAGUCCCGGGCAGAGCAGAAAAGUAGGGACAGAACCAGGCGGGUUGCAUCUGUAGCAAACGGAAUGUUCCGUAGCAAAACAGCAAUAAUGAACACAUGUAUAUAUUAGGUGGUUAGUGAAUCCACUACAUUUCUACAGUUACUCCACAGGCCGGCGGUAUUUCCCCGCUGCGACCUUUGUAGAACGCCAAACGUGUUACUGACGUGCUUAUGCCGAAAUGAGGGAUUAUAGUUUAUGAACCUUGCAUGCAGUAGUGGGAGUUGUGCGGGUGUCAUGUCAGUUUUAGUGUGUCCGCACCUCGUGAUACUUGGCAAACACGGGAGGGAGCGGAGCAAAGGUCCCGUCCAGGCAAAGCAUCCGCCUCUUUAUUGGUUUUGUUGGAUGUACAACCGCUGGAUGGGGAAUAUCCACCAAAGCGUCCAUGUCAAUCAUUAAUCAUGCAAAUGUCAUGAAGACGUUUGUUUCUGCAACCAAACUUGACGUGUGAAACUACCUCACUCAGUCAAACAUGCUGGGGGGUUUUUUAUGUGCUACGAGCCCAUUGUUGUUUAAUCUGUCCGUCAAGACGGUUGAUGUCAAAGGUUAAUUAGCACAUGCCCCUUGCCCCCUGUCACGUUUGUGUUCUAGUAGAGGUGGAGGAAAUCAUCCAUUUUUUACAUGCAUCGCAAUUCAGACACGGAGGAUUAUAAAAUGGCUUAGUAAAAGUCAAUCGAUUAAAUAAAUGUAAAUAAAGCAAUGUAGACUGUUCUAAAAUUUGGCUGACUGCACCUCACCAAGAGAUCCCAGCAGCUCCUUUAUUUUAGGGCAAUUAUGUUACAGUUUUUGAACACAUUUUCAUCAAUUUAAUUAAUGCAAAAACUAAUUUAACUCUUAUUACAAAUGCACUGUUUGUUUAAAGUUGCAAGUGAUAAAUACUUACUUAGUGAAACCAAAAGAAAUGUAAAACUGCAUCA
Messenger RNA from Entelurus aequoreus (snake pipefish), 5793 nucleotides. RefSeq names its product sulfate transporter-like. Gene Ontology annotation, biological process: transmembrane transport. Gene Ontology annotation, cellular component: membrane. The coding region runs from base 129 to 2315 and encodes 728 amino acids. The record is from RefSeq and is a predicted model, not a curated record. Gene Ontology annotation, molecular function: secondary active sulfate transmembrane transporter activity; bicarbonate transmembrane transporter activity; chloride transmembrane transporter activity. The transcript is spliced from 5 exons. NCBI's taxonomy places the organism in Eukaryota, Metazoa, Chordata, Actinopteri, Syngnathiformes, Syngnathidae.